Molecule: messenger RNA, 645 nt
Organism: Vigna unguiculata (cowpea)
Lineage: Eukaryota; Viridiplantae; Streptophyta; Magnoliopsida; Fabales; Fabaceae
Product: dehydration-responsive element-binding protein 1E pseudogene
Source: RefSeq, a predicted model, not a curated record
AUGGACAUUUUCACAUCUCCUCUCGACCACGACCCAGAAGCAUCAUGCGAAACAGAUUCUCCGACAACUGUUCAGAGUAGUGGGUAUUCAGACGAGGAAGUGAUACUGGCGUCGUCGCGGCCCAAGAAGCGAGCGGGGAGAAGAGUGUUCAAGGAGACCAGACACCCCGUGUACCGGGGAGUGCGACGGAGGAACAACAACAAGUGGGUCUGCGAGAUGCGGGUUCCCAACAACAACAACUCACGGAUUUGGCUCGGCACCUACCCCACGCCGGAAAUGGCGGCGCGGGCGCACGACGUUGCGGCCCUCGCGCUCAGGGGAAAGUCCGCCUGCCUGAAUUUCGCCGACUCCGUGUGGCGCCUGGCGGUGCCUGACAGCACAGACGCGGAGGAGAUACGGCGAGCGGCGGUGGAGGCUGCGGCGGCGUUUGUGGAUGAAGAGGUGAGCCAACAGCAGAGGAGUGAAGAAAUUGAAGAGCCACCGCGACUGCAACAAGAAGAGAUGUCGGAAGAGUUGCAUGAUUUGCUUCUGCGAAUGGCGAACGAGCCUUUGAUGUCUCCUCCUCCUUGUGUGAGAGAUGGUAGGGAUUGGAAUGACGUGGAGAUAUUUGAUGCAGAGGUUUCACUGUGGAGCUUUUCAAUUUGA